GAAAUGACCCUUUAUCGUUGUCAUUUUGUGCAGACAUGGCGCUGGACAGCCCCCACCUGUCCCGCUUCGAAGCCGCUGGCCCCCUUUCCCUGUCGCCCUCCUUCCAGAUGUCCACACUCAGCCUGCCGGGCCAGGCCGCCACCAACGUCUCCUCGCCCCUGCAAAGCCCCAUCCUGAGCGAGGUGGGCAGCAAUGCCAGACUAGAGGAGGAGGAGGAGGGCAGGAGGAAGAGGUAUCCCGCCGACAAAGCCUACUUCAUUGCCAAAGAGAUUUUGACCACAGAGAGAACCUACCUGAAGGAUCUGGAAGUCAUCACUGUGGUGAGUGGAUAA
Messenger RNA from Hippocampus comes (tiger tail seahorse), 332 nucleotides. RefSeq names its product FERM, RhoGEF and pleckstrin domain-containing protein 2-like. Lineage: Eukaryota; Metazoa; Chordata; Actinopteri; Syngnathiformes; Syngnathidae. Gene Ontology annotation, molecular function: guanyl-nucleotide exchange factor activity. The record is from RefSeq and is a predicted model, not a curated record. The transcript is spliced from 2 exons. Bases 36 to 332 code for a protein of 98 amino acids.